AAAAUCAGUACAAGUUGGGAACAACAUAAGUGUGAGAAAAUGAUGACAGGAUUUUCAUUUUCAUGGGUGACUCUAUAAUUAUCCCAAGCUACCGAUUAACCAAAGUUAUACAGUUAUCAAGAAAUAAACCUCUUAAGGGUAAUACAGGUCUUAACUCCCUGUCACAAUUUAUAUUGUGCUAAUGACCUGCUGACUGUUAAUACUGUAAAUGCUCAUUUGUCUCCUUUCCCUUGCACAAGCUGCUUGCUGUUCGCCAGUCAAGUGUCUUUCUGUUCUGUCAUGUGCAGUUGCUGAUUUUCAAGUCACUUUGAGUCACUCCCUGCAGUUAUGAAUAUGCAUGCUUCAUUAUCUUGCAUGGCUUCAGCCCUGAGUAUAGAUUGCAGACAUAAAAUUAACCAUUUAAUGAAAUAUUAACGAUGUUAUACCAUUUGGAAUACAUUUCCACCAUGAAGACAGUCACGUCAUAUCGUAGCUAUCUUUUACAUAUACCUCUCUUCUUUUUUGGUGCUUAUCUAUGUGUGAGUGUUUUCGUAGGCGAAGACUAGUUCAUGCCGUAUCAUCUCCUGCAGCACAUGUGGUUCAUUGCUGUCCUCACGGGGUUCAUGACACAUAGUGAAUGUAUGGGUCUGUACUCAUCCCGAGGGCAGCAAGGUUACAUAACCAGUCUACCUCUCUCUGCUGAACUCCUUCCUGCCCGUUCUCAAAGCUGGAGAGAGAUUUUUCAACGUGGGAGCGAAAGGAGACAACAUUCCAGUAUUCAAGAAGAAGAUCGUAACGUGCACUUUGCAGCACUCCUCUUUCACUUUCCUUCCUUGAGGGAUAGUUUUACACAGCCUACGGUGUCACAUCGUUCUACCGGAGUGCCUUACUAAGCUAAUAGUUGUAUCACACACUCUUUAGAGGGUUACGGAUCAUUUGCCGUAAGCUUCACACAAGAGAGAAUAUUUACCUUGGUAUCUGGAUGUAGAUUUUUGUAAUCUGUACUAAUCCUCUAUGAAAAAGAAGACUCAGCCAGUAAAACUCACCCCACGGGCUGGUAGAAAGACAGGGUCGAGCGUCAGAGAGUGUUUAACUGAUUCUGCGAUGAGCUUUUAGAUAUCACUACGAAGGUGGGAAAGAGCCAGGCUACUGAGCUCAGCAAACUUCGGCUUUUGUAUUUCUGUUAUGGCUUCUAACUGUGGGCCUUUGUGCUUUGUGUUGCGUGAUGUUUCGUGCUCUUCUGCUCCCGCUGUUUGUUUCUGUCACCCUCUUAUCUUUGACGGUGCUGACAGUCCUUAAAUUAUACUGACGAUUUCCCAGUAUAUAUCCUAAACAGGAAAAGCUUGUAGGUGUUGGUUCAGGUGACCAGUCGUUGUCCUUUAUUUGCUCAACUAUGUCCUCCCUCUGUUUCCUUUGGCGGGCUUCCUGUCUGUGAUGAGUGACUGACAGUCCAGAAAGGCUCUGAGACACAUUCAGCAUCACCUGUAAAUAGGCUACACACACAGGGAUGCGCUCCUACAUUUACAAACAAAGCGCUGUGAUUGGCUCGCAGGCGGAGCACACUGGGAUGAGGACGUACUAUUUCAGUGCGGACACACAGGAGGACAUGAAUGGCUGGGUCAGGGCCAUGAACCAGGCUGCGCUGAUGCAAACCCAUACAGUGAAGAGAGACGAGUCGGAUCAUCCAGACCAAGUGAACGUUUCUGAGAAACUCAAGCAGCAGGCUGUUCCUCAGACCAACCACAUCAACAGCUACGUGAUUCCAGAGCCCGAGGUCAUCCAAAGUGACGGGCUGCUGGAGGAGAAGCAGGAAGGGUCUGUCGGAGAAGUGGAGAUUCAGGUUGCUCCAAGAGAGAUGGAGCCGGCGAGGGGUAAAUCUCCAGCGAGCAGGAUAGUGGAGGUGGAGGUUUUAGCUCCAGGGUCGACACCAGCAUCCCAAGUUCCCUCUCGAGCUCCUUCCAGGGCCGUCUCGACCCCGCCAGUGCUGAGGAACGGUACACCCGUAGAGCAGAACGGAAAGCCUGGGUAUCAAAGGGGGCCUACACCAUCUUCUCAAACUCCUGUUCAGGUACAGAGGAGGAGUGCACUGGAGAAGGUGGAGAACUGGGUCAAAGUACAGAAGGAAGAACGCCAGGGGUUUGUAUCUACUGAUGGCACAAUUCCACGUCGAACCCCUUCUAUUCAUCCGAAGUAUGGCACAAUAGACAAAUACCAGUCUUUACCAAAGACCCGCCAACUGCAAAGCCCACCCACUGCUCGCCGUCAGUUGACCAGUGAAUACAAGUAUUCCCAUGACCGGCUUAAUCACUUCCAGAUGACCCACGGCCACAGCCAGCGGCCUGCGACGCACGACAACACUGUGUGGCAGCUCUACGAAUGGCAACAGAGACAGCAGUAUCGCCACGGCAGCCCCACGGCCCCCGUGUACACUCCCGCUCCAGACUACUCCACCGCCGUAUCCUCCACCAGAGUCAACUCAGACAUUGCUCGCUCCAUUUCCGUACCCCCGACCCAGGCAGACAUCCCUCCCCCCGGUCCUCCUGGGCCCAGACUGCUGUCUCCGCGUAGACCCCACACACCUGCAGAACGGGUUACAGUCAAACCUCUGGAGGACAGGCCCACCGUGGAGGUGCCUCCAUCAAACUCUCCUCACCGUCGACGCUCCUAUAAGUCAGCCACGAUAGAAAGACGCUCAAUGCCUCCAUCCGGCUACAUCACACAUACAGUCAGUGCGCCCAGCCUGCAUGGAAAAACACCGGAGGAGCUCACACUUCUCCUCAUCCAGUUACGGAGACACCAGGCCGUGAUGGCAGGGGUGCGCAACAGUGCGCUGGCCCACCUCCGGCAGGUGUCCCGGGUGAAGGCUGAUGACACAUACAUGGACUUGAAGAAGGACCUGGAAUAUUUAGAUCUGAAGGUGAGUGGGACAGAGACUCUGAAAGGACGGCCGGCAAAGCCAGUGAAGGUGGCAGAAAGUGAUGUAGAUGUGACACUGAGUCGAUUGUGUGAGCAAGACAAAAUACUGCAAGAGCUUGAGUUCAGACUCAGUGGACUUAAGGAUGAUAAGGACAAGCUUGAGUCUGUUCUGGAUGUGUCCCACCAGCAGAUGGAGCAGUACAAGGAUCAGCCGGCUCAUGCAGAGAAGAUCGCCUACCAGCAGCGACUUCUUCAAGAGGACCUGGUGCAUAUUCGAGCUGACAUGUCUAGAGUUUCAAAGGAGAUGGAGAGAUCGUGGGAGGACUACAGCAGGCUGGAGCAGUCAGUGGAACAGCUGAGGGACGUCCUGCAGACUCAGAUGAAUCUCUGCACAUCACCUCAGGAGAAAAAUCAGUUGAGGAGGGAGCUCUGGAGGAUAGAGGAUGUGAUGACUGGACUGAGCUCAUCCAAAGAAACCUUCAAAAUCACCAUAGACUCAGUGAAGAACCCAGAGAGAAAACUUGUGCCUUCAAUGAUUGAGUCGACAGUGCCUUCUCGGUGCAUGACCCCAUCCGCAGUCGAGGUACGGUCACCCCAACGCAGUCUUACCUCCAGUCCCUUAUCACUGCCCAUGUACAAUGAAGAUCUUCAGCAGCAUCCUCACUCUGUGCCAAAAUGGGAAGAGGAUGAUGCUCCACCCAGACCACCUUUGCCCCUCCUCUAUGAUGAGGACACACCCCCUGUUGUCCCGCCCCUACCUAAAGAGACAUCGGUCAUCAGACACACCUCUGUCCGUGGCCUCAAACGACAGUCUGAUGAGAGGAAACGAGACCGAGAAAGCAGCUAUGUGAAUGGAGACUGCAGGGUGGAACUGCGGUCGUAUCUGAGUGAACCAGAGCUUCCUGGAGCAGGAACAGAUCAAGUGGACCGAGGCUACCUGACUCUUCAACGAAGAGGUCUAUCAGGCUCUUCAUCCAGAAUAAACCAGUACGGUGUGACUUCCUAUUCACUAAGGAGAGCAGAUUCAGCAUUUUCGACAACAGAGAGACCAAAGAGUGCCUUGGAGCGGCUGUGUUUGGGAGAGUCUCAGCCUGAUCACCCGCCGCAGAGAGGGAGGAUGAGUGCGGAGGAGCAGCUGGAGAGAAUGAAAAGGCACCAGAGAGCUCUAGUGCGCGAGCGCAAACGUAACUUGAGUCAGGGUGAGCGACAGCCCGUGGGCUCCCGCACCUCCACUCGACCAGUCAGCUCUGACCCAGGAUCAGGAUGGAAAAAAGUCAUUGAUUUGCAGCGACCGAAACAGGCCUUGUAUGAUGAAUCACAGCGGCCGGGAUCAGAUGAAUGGCUGACUGUUGAGGCCCGGCCAAUGAAUGCACAGGAGCUGGAGCCGGAGGUGGAGCCGGAGCCGGAGCCGGAGCCUGUGAUCUUUGAGUUUGAUCUUACUCGGGAGUUGUGUGUGCCACAGAAGGUGUCCAUCCCAGAGCGCCUCAUGGAUGUGGAGUCGGAUGAAGACCUGAGUCCAGAAGAGAAGGAGACUCGUUCUCGCACCGUAGCAAAGAUAAAAAGCCUUCUGUCUAAGUCGAGUGGGAAGUCUAUGGAUGCUGAACUGGAUGAAGAGCUGCAGCAGCAGGAGAGGAUCAUGAGCGUCCAUCGAGCUCUCGCCACAGAGGCCUCCAUCAAGAGGAAGCAGGUCACCGCCAGAGCCAUGUCUGAGUGCUAAAUCGUGUCGAGAAGCUUUCUUGGGAACCCAAAGAUCAAUCGUUUUCUGUGUUUUUUUGUACCUAAUACAUAUUUAUAAUUCAGAUCCAAUCAUUCAAGUUCUCUGUAGUUCAAACUUUUAUAUAUAAGAUUGUUUUUUAUUAAUUUUACUGGUGAGCACUUUGAAAGUUAAACUUUCAGUUUUACUAUUCUGACAUAGUUGAUAUUUUUAUCACCAUGUAAUCAUGACGUAAGGUACUUAUACUUUUGCAGUGUUUUGUAUUAUGUAUAAAAAUAUUAAAUUUUAUUUAGAUUGUGGAGUACACUGUAUUUCAUUUCAGCAAAACUGAGUCUUUGUAUAUAGAUUGAUCAUUACAACUUCACAAUUCUUUAUUUAGAGCUCAAGCU
Carassius gibelio (silver crucian carp) is the source of this 4998-nucleotide messenger RNA. RefSeq names its product pleckstrin homology domain-containing family A member 7. The record is from RefSeq and is a predicted model, not a curated record. The transcript has 21 exons. The coding region runs from base 1487 to 4612 and encodes 1041 amino acids. Gene Ontology annotation, molecular function: protein binding. Lineage: Eukaryota; Metazoa; Chordata; Actinopteri; Cypriniformes; Cyprinidae.